Kluyveromyces marxianus DMKU3-1042 is the source of this 330-nucleotide messenger RNA. RefSeq names its product ubiquinol--cytochrome-c reductase subunit 9 (gene QCR9). Lineage: Eukaryota; Fungi; Ascomycota; Saccharomycetes; Saccharomycetales; Saccharomycetaceae. The record is from RefSeq and is a predicted model, not a curated record. Gene Ontology annotation, biological process: mitochondrial electron transport, ubiquinol to cytochrome c. Bases 1 to 330 code for a protein of 109 amino acids. The transcript has a single exon.
AUGUCUGGUAUACAUAAGACAAGCGUUUUAGGAACUUUCCAGAUGGACAAAUCCCCUUUGAGUCUCGAUUGUUUGAGAUCCCGUGCAUUGAAAUUGAACGAAUUUACUAACAAUAAAAUAUUUUUACAGUCUUUCUCCUCUACUCUUUACAACACUAUCUUCAAGAGAAACUCCGUCUUCGUCGGUACCGUCUUUGCUUCUACCUUCCUUUUCCAAGUUGCAUUUGACUCUGGUAUCACUGCUUGGUACGAAAACCACAACAAGGGUAAGUUGUGGAAGGACAUCAAGGGUAGAAUUAUGAACGGUGAUGAAGAAGAUGAUGACGAAUAA